This is a messenger RNA of Sander lucioperca (pikeperch), 2171 nucleotides long. RefSeq lists its product as uncharacterized. Lineage: Eukaryota; Metazoa; Chordata; Actinopteri; Perciformes; Percidae. The record is from RefSeq and is a predicted model, not a curated record. The transcript has 4 exons. The coding region runs from base 167 to 976 and encodes 269 amino acids. Gene Ontology annotation, cellular component: nucleus.
GACGCUUUGGAUUUUCCCUGAGACGGAGAAGAAAGCCUUACAUUUUACCUUAAGGUUUUAUCAGUAAUUAUUCAUUGUAGCGUAUACUGCACCUCAUAGUAUUUACAUCCUGCAAAGGUCUGACCUGCUGUCAAGUUACUCUUCGUCUCGAUUGAGUUCCAGAAAAAUGCCCCUACAACUUCUUGAAGGGAUGUCCAGCAAGAAGCGAAAACCUAACUGGACAGACCAGGAGUGUCUUCUUCUUGCUCAGUUAAUGCAGGAGAGAAAAGACAUAAUCAGAGGGAAGUGCUGCACUGGAGUUUCAAUACAGGAUAAAAGACAAGCCUGGGAGGAAAUAUCCCAAGCCAUCAACACUGCAUUUCCACAGAUUCAGCGUACAGUUUCUGACUGUAACAAAAAGUGGGAAAAUCUGCUGGCAAAGUCAAGGGAGGAGAUCAAACGACAGAAAAGGCAAGCGGGCAUAGAAGGCCUGUCUCUUGAACAGUUUGGUACUGUGACUCAAGUAGUGAUUUCUGUGAUGAACCUGUCAGACAUGUUGCAACAAGAUAGGAAAGACUCUUCAGUCUCAGAGUUGGUGGAAACUCAACUAAACAGCUGUGAUGAAAAUGAGCACACAAUAGAUGAAAGAUUCUCAAACAAACAUCCACUGAGAGAGCUUGAACUCCCGGCAUAUCCAGAUCCAUCCACUUCUCCAGCAAAACAAAAAAUGGCAGCAUCCACUAACGUCCCUAAAUCACUCGCAGUGCAUUUUAGUACACAUCGUGCUACUGGCUUUGCUGCUUCCUCAGACCACCUAGAUACCCCCUGCUCUACUUCCCCACCCGCAGUACACUGCAAAACUAUGCAAGAGCGAAUGGAUUUGGAAAUGUCUGUGCUGAGAAGACAAGAGGCAGUCCUCAAGCUACAAGAGGAAUAUUACACACUAAAAAUUAAGCUGAUGAAAAAGCAAAUGGAAGAGCCACUUUCAAAGGACUGAAGUAGCUGUAGAGUACGACCUGUUGCACCUGUUUGUGACUUGUGCCUGCCUCUGAAAUGUGUACACUCAUGUCAACGAAUAUUUAAGUAAUAUUAAUAAUUUAUAUCUGUAAUGUUUUUUGUAUAGUGAAAUACUAAAACAGCACAUUUAAUUUAGUUGGAUACACAUUCCAUACUCUGCCACUGAGAAAUAUUGAUUAGGUUUGUGUGGUCACACUUCACAAUCCCACAGCCAAGCAUUUAUAGCAAAUUUGCUUUUUGAUCCCUUGAUGUCAGCUCUUCCUUUCAUUGUGAAAAAUAAUUUGCCAAUUGUUUCACCCUUCUGAUGAUGUGUUGUAGUAAAAGUCUGCUGUCCCAUCAUUUCAGUAAAACUGUAUUUAUUAGUUAAUUUUCAUCCUUGUUUUUCCCCAAUUUGUGAUGGCCAAAGACCUUUUUUUUUUUUUACAGCUGACAUUUUGACUUAUCAUAACAGGAACAGCACAGGUGUAACUUAUAACAUUCAUUAUGACACCAUACCAUUGAAGUGUCCCUGUAAACGCAGUGAGCCACCAUGCACAGUACCAUGAGCCUGGAAAAAUUGCAUUAAAAUAUCUGAAGUAUUCCCUUUGUCACUGCAAACUCCACUGUUGGCUAGUAUGGGUAGUAGAGUGACAGUCAUGUUCCUUUGACUUCCCUCUAUAUUGAUAUACAAUGAUGAGAGUAUAGUUUAUACUUAUGAGUACAACAACAACAAAUGACACAUUAACAAAAGCUCACAUAACCUUGAAUUAUUUCCUAGGUGAAUGCCAUGUGCCAUAUUACUGUGGAAGUACAGCUAUUACAUUUUCAAAUUCUUGAAAUCAGAGUUAUUCUUUGUAGGAAGUAUAAUUUAGUUUAGUUUAUCUGGCAGCGAAGUCCAACUCAUAUAUGUAUAGUUUUACACUGUGAGAAAUGUAGUUUAUUUGCUGAUUCAUGCCAUUUACUCCUAAGUGCGAAUUUGGAACCUGUAAAUGUUUGACAUAUACCAAUCUACAUAUUUAUUUAAAUUUAACUUGGUCAUGCCAAUGUAAGUGAAGCUACAAAAAUGUCCUGUCUAGACAAAUGUAGUAAUUUGUGUGUAAUAUUUCUCAUAAAUCUGUUUAUUUGUAAGUGAUGGGGGUUGGCACCCAGAUGUAAGGAGUGGGGCCCAGAGUGUUGAAUAAAAGUCUGUUAUUUGC